Formica exsecta is the source of this 2467-nucleotide messenger RNA. It is a transcript of the gene Shmt, whose product is annotated as serine hydroxymethyltransferase, cytosolic. Gene Ontology annotation, molecular function: cysteine-type deubiquitinase activity; zinc ion binding; protein homodimerization activity. The record is from RefSeq and is a predicted model, not a curated record. Bases 182 to 2125 code for a protein of 647 amino acids. Gene Ontology annotation, biological process: purine nucleobase biosynthetic process; protein homotetramerization; folic acid metabolic process. Gene Ontology annotation, cellular component: cytosol; nucleus; cytoplasm. The transcript has 9 exons. NCBI's taxonomy places the organism in Eukaryota, Metazoa, Arthropoda, Insecta, Hymenoptera, Formicidae.
GAACGUGCAUAGAAGGUACAGUGCCAAAAUUGUUUGAGGGAAAAAUGGUCCCAUUUAUCAAGUUCAAAAACAUGGAGUAUAAAUACACAAGCGAUGAAACAUUUUAUGACAUACAGUUAAAUAUAAAGGACAAGAAGAACAAUCUUUUUAUAUUUCAGUUUACGAGUCUUUUAGCGACUAUAUGAAUACAGGAAGUCUCGACAGCGAUAAUGAAUGCGACAUGGAAGAACAUGGAUUACAAGAAACAGAAAAGGGUGUAAUCUUUUCUUCAUUUCCACCAGUUUUACAUUUACAUUUAAUGCGUUUCCAGUAUGAUCCAGUUACAGAUUGUUCUGUCAAAUGUAAUGACAGGUUUGAAUUUUAUGAAGAGAUUAGUCUUGGCAAAUAUCUGCAAAACAAAGAAACAAGUGCAGAUUACACAUUAUAUGCAGUUCUGGCUCAUAGUGAAAAUCAUGGUGGAUACUAUGUUGUAUUUAUUAAUCCUGCUGGUAAUGGCAAGUGGUACAAGUUCGACGAUGAUGUUGUCUCGCGGUGUACAAAGCAGGAAGCUAUCGAACACAAUUAUGGUGGUCAAGGCAAGGAUACUUGCCUGACUGUGAAAUAUUGCAUUAAUGCUUAUAUGCUGGUUUACAUAAAAAAUUCAGAGCUGGAAAACGUUUUGCAAGAAGUCAAAAAAGAGGAUAUUCCUCAAGAAGUCAAAAACGUCUUUCAAAGAGAUCUUUCCCAGAAAAUGGCAGGAAUACUCCAUGAUAAUAUUUGGGACACCGAUCCCGAGCUUUUCGAUUUGAUGAAAAAGGAGAAGACACGACAGGAAAGCGGGUUAGAACUGAUUGCCAGUGAAAAUUUUACAUCCCUCAGUGUCUUACAGUGCUUAGGUUCGUGCCUGCACAACAAAUACAGUGAAGGGUACCCUGGUCAAAGAUAUUACGGCGGAAACGAAUAUAUUGACGAAAUCGAGUUACUGGCGCAAAAACGCUCUUUGGAAGCCUUCAAUUUAGAUCCUGAACAAUGGGGCUGUAAUGUACAGCCUUAUUCGGGAAGUCCGGCAAAUUUCGCGGUGUACACAGGCUUAAUGGAGCCUCACGGACGUAUAAUGGGCUUAGAUUUGCCCGAUGGUGGCCAUCUUACUCAUGGUUUCUUCACGGUGAAUAAGAAGAUUUCCGCUACGUCUAUUUUCUUCGAAUCGAUGCCAUAUAAAGUUGAUCCUGAAAGUGGUUAUAUCGAUUACGAUGGGCUCGCGAAACAGGCGAGAUUAUUCAAACCGAAAGUUAUCAUCGCUGGAAUUUCCUGCUAUAGCAGGUGUCUGGACUAUAAACGUUUCCGCGAAAUCGCCGACGAAAAUAAUGCUUACCUCUUCAGCGACAUGGCUCACAUCUCUGGAUUGGUUGCCGCCGGAAUAAUACCAAGUCCUUUCGAAUAUAGUGAUGUUGUUUCGACAACUACGCAUAAGACUUUACGAGGUCCGCGCGCUGGUGUUAUUUUCUACCGAAAAGGCGUUCGAAGCGUUACAAAAGAUGGCAAGAAGAUUAUGUACGAUAUAGAAAGUAAAAUUAAUCAGGCAGUCUUUCCAGGCCUUCAAGGCGGGCCUCAUAAUCACGCUAUCGCUGCUAUAGCCACCACUAUGAAACAAGUUAAAACACCAGAAUUUCUCGCUUAUCAGAAACAAGUAACGGCUAAUGCGAAGAGGUUGUGCGCCGGCUUACAAAAAUAUGGCUAUAAUAUCAGUACUCAUGGCACAGAUGUCCAUCAGUUAUUGGUAGAUCUACGAUCGACGGGUAUCACCGGUGCAAAGGCAGAAAAGAUUCUGGAAGAUAUUUCUAUCGCUUGCAAUAAGAAUACUGUUCCCGGUGAUAAAAGUGCAUUGAAUCCUAGCGGGAUUAGAUUGGGAACACCCGCACUCACAACUCGUGGCUUAGUCGAGGAAGACAUUGACAAAGUCGCGGAAUUCAUACAUAGAGGAUUGCAGCUUUCUAAGAAAGUAAGUGCUAUUUCGGGACCGAAGCUGCCAGAUUUCAAGAAAGUAUUAAGUACCGACGACAAUAUUAAAGCAAAAGUUGCGACACUAAAGGAGGAAGUAGAAACCUUUUCGAAGCAAUUUUCAAUGCCUGGUCAGAAGAUAUAUUAAUAUUGCAACAGUACUUCAUUUAUAACCCCGAUGACACAAUACUUUGUGUGAAUACAUUGCUGUGCGAGUUUUAUAUUAAUAAUAUGGAAUAUAAGGUAUUUUUUUUACAAGAAUAAAAUAAUUUUUUUUCGUUUGAGUUACCUGAGAAACUUUGUAAUAAAAAAAUGCAUGUAACUAUUUUUUGAUAAAAUAUAAAUAUUUAAAUAAAUACCAUCACAAUUGUAUUUAAUAUAUCCGGUUUCAUUUUUAAGUAUAAGAUUGUGCUUUAUAUGUACAACAUAAUAUUAAGUAAAAUAAACAAAUCUUAAUUUUGUAUAAUUUAUCAAUAUAUAUGUAUGAUUA